CUCAGUGGUGGCAUAAGAAGUCAAAACUAGGUCUUAAUCCUUAAGACAGGUCCAUCUCUAUCUGAAAGCCGAAACUGCAGCUGCCCUGCCCCCUCAGACAGGUAAAAUGCAAGGAGCAUUUAAAGCUUUUUCAUCACAUGGAAACGUUGUGAAGAAUGGAGUUUUGCGACACAUCCGUCUUGUGAAUCCCCUAAUUCAGCCUGUUGCGUUUUCACGCUUUGAGUCUGCUACGCCUGCUCGCAUAGAAGAGCAUGGUUUUGAAAGCACCAGAAUUGCAGACAUCUUGAAGGGGAAAGGUAAAGGUGCUGACGGUUCCUGGCUCUGGUGCACUACAGAUGACUCUGUUUAUGAUGCUGUUAAGUCGAUGACCCAGCACAACGUUGGAGCCUUGGUGGUUGUGAAACCUGGAGAGCAAAAUUCUAUCGCAGGAAUCAUAACAGAGAGAGAUUAUCUCAGGAAGAUCAUAGUGCAGGGAAGAUCAUCCAAGUCAACAAAGGUCGGGGAUAUUAUGACUGAGGAGAACAAGCUUAUCACUGUCACCCCUGACACCAAAGUUCUACGGGCAAUGCAACUGAUGACAGAUAACCGAAUCAGGCACAUUCCAGUAAUAGAUGACAGGGGAAUGAUUGGAAUGGUGUCCAUUGGCGAUGUGGUUCGUGCUGUGGUGAGUGAGCACCGGGAGGAGCUAGACCGCUUGAAUGCUUAUAUUCAAGGAGGUUACUAGAUGAUGAUGACGAAGACGAUGAGAUGCUGUUUAGUUGACAUCCCGGAAUGACCAACAGUAAUAAACCUGAAUGCUUGUAUAUAUGGUGUGUUGUUUGUGCAUCUCCGGUUGUUUGGUUCUGUAUUUCCCAAUGUCUAAUUACAAA
Molecule: messenger RNA, 869 nt
Organism: Prunus avium (sweet cherry)
Lineage: Eukaryota; Viridiplantae; Streptophyta; Magnoliopsida; Rosales; Rosaceae
Gene: CBSX3
Product: Cystathionine beta-synthase (CBS) family protein
Source: RefSeq, a predicted model, not a curated record